GAGGGACUGCGGGUUAUGACGUCACAGAUGGAAUUGAGGGUGAGCAUAAAAGUGAUCCUUUGUCUGUUAACGGCGAUUCCAUGUCCAAGUAUCGUGUUUUAGCUUAAAGGUUCUUUUUAUCAACUUCAUACAAGAUAAUGGCAAGAAAAGGAAAAUUUACAUCGUUUGUAGAUCAUCAGUUACUACUAUUAACAAUAUAUGUUUUGAUAGGAAAUACUGUUUGUCUAUCUUUGGAUAGUUUACACGAAAGUCGAAAUCCUGAAGAUGAAAAUUUUAAAAUGGCUUUAGAUAGCAUUCAUCAUCGGAGGAACAUGGCCGAAAAGAGAAGAUAUCAUUUUGAUAGCCGUUUUACCAAGAAAGAUCCUCAAUUAGAACAAAACGAUGACGAAUACGAUAAUAAAAAUUAUCGACCUUUAAAUUCUAUUUAUUCUCCAGCUUUAUCGAGAAAUAUACAGAGAUUUCUGUCGGAGAUUGAUGAUGAUGAUAACAUAAAAAAGAAACGAGAUAGAAACGACAAGUACGAAAUUAGAGAAGAAGAAGAAUUGAAACCUGAUGUCACCACGUAUGAUGGAAGGAGGAAGAAAUCCCACAAGAGACUUAAUUUAUUAACAAUAAACAUUUUAUGA
Messenger RNA from Centruroides sculpturatus (bark scorpion), 626 nucleotides. RefSeq lists its product as uncharacterized. The transcript is spliced from 2 exons. NCBI's taxonomy places the organism in Eukaryota, Metazoa, Arthropoda, Arachnida, Scorpiones, Buthidae. The record is from RefSeq and is a predicted model, not a curated record. Bases 138 to 626 code for a protein of 162 amino acids.